GUGCGUAGGCGAGGAAGGACCUUCCUAUGCGGUUACCAAAGCUACAACAGGAUGAUUCCUACCAAGGGCGACUAGAGCAAAUAUGCCUUGCACGCAUUCUCCAGUGUCCGAACACCCCGUAAACAGCUAGAAAUGAUCAUUAGCGCUCUGUAAACUGGCCGACACAUGCACCAACGAAAAGACAACAUACUUGUUCUCUUUGCAACGUACGCCCUUAUACCGAACAUGCCACCUAAUACUGGAUAUGCAAGUUGACUCACUUUCAUCAACCUUCCGUCAAGAGGGUGGAUAUGGUAAUGGAUGUAGAAAAUUUUCUGCCAAACAGUGCAGUGUUGGUCUUAUCAUUAGCAUGGAAUAUUUUCUUCGAACCGAUCCUUCCAAUUACAACGCCAAUGAAAUUUUAUCAGCUUAUCAGUUGAAAUACCCUCAAUAUGAUACGCGAAUGAUUAACAUCAAAAUCAAGAAAGAUCUUGUCCGUUUUAAAUUACAAUGUCAAGAGAAAGCAGCUGAAGCAGAUCGUUAUCUAAGAAACUGGAAAGAGUUUACGAACGCGAUGCAAAAGAAUACUGCCGUUGAACGAACUGACGACGUUAAUGAAACGCAAGGGCAGCCACGUCACGUACAAGUGACAAUUACUCAGAACAUUGGUUCUGUAAGCGGCGAUAAUACGAUCAUUGCCAGUGGCAGCGAUACCCACAUUGGCUCAAAGCGGCUAUUGCAAAUGACGCCGACAUCAACAGCAGGGAGAAAAAACAAAAGAAUCAAGCAGGCGAGGAAACUACUGUUCUGAUAGCCGAAAGUCCAACAGCAACCGAAAGCAUGUCCAGCCAAGCGCCAAUCGAGGAGUACAGGAAACUCAUGGGAACUGUCGAUUUCUGCGAUUCUCACGCUUACAGGCGAGUGAAAUAUGAUAG
Radiomyces spectabilis is the source of this 914-nucleotide messenger RNA. RefSeq lists its product as uncharacterized. The transcript is spliced from 7 exons. NCBI's taxonomy places the organism in Eukaryota, Fungi, Mucoromycota, Mucoromycetes, Mucorales, Radiomycetaceae. The record is from RefSeq and is a predicted model, not a curated record. Bases 245 to 790 code for a protein of 181 amino acids.